GCCUCUUCCGACCCCAUGGAGCUGUACGAGACACCCCCCUACUUCUACCAGGAGCCCCACUUCUACGACGGGGAAAACUACCUGCCUGUCCACCUCCAGGGCUUCGAGCCGCCGGGCUACGAGCGGACUGAGCUCAGCCUGAGCCCCGAGGCCCGGGGGCCCCUCGAAGACAAGGGGCUGGGGACCCCCGAGCACUGCCCGGGCCAGUGCCUGCCGUGGGCGUGCAAGGCGUGUAAGAGGAAGUCCGUGUCCGUGGACCGGCGGCGGGCGGCCACGCUGAGGGAGAAACGCAGGCUCAAGAAGGUGAACGAGGCCUUCGAGGCCCUGAAGCGGAGCACCCUGCUGAACCCCAACCAGCGGCUGCCCAAGGUGGAGAUCCUGCGGAGCGCCAUCCAGUACAUCGAGCGCCUGCAGGCCCUGCUCAGCUCCCUCCGCCAGGAGGAGCGUGGGCUGCGCUGCCCGCGGGGCGGGCCCCAGGCGGGGGUUCCCAGUGAAUGCAGCUCCCACAGCGCCUCCUGCAGUCCAGAGUGGGGCAGCGCCCUGGAGUUCGGCCCCAACCCAGGGGACCAUCUGCUCCCAGCGGACCCUGCCGACGCCCACAACCUGCACUCGCUCACCUCCAUCGUGGACAGCAUCACCAUGGAGGACGUCUCUGUGGCCUUCCCGGACGAAACCCUGCCCAACUGAGGUGGUCUGCGGCCAGCGGCCAGGGGCCCACAGGCUGGCCACAGAUGCCGCCACUUGGGGCCUGGGGGCCGCCUACGCCAGGCUGUCCUGAGGCCAGGAGGCCAGCCUGCCCCCUCCUCGCCUGUUGAAGGUUAAGCCACCACCCAGAGAGGGAGUGGGCGCUCUCACUCGGCUGACUGCUCAGAGCUCCCAGGGCCAUCCGGGUCCAGGGAGACAGAGCAGGGGACCAGAGCGCCUGCGGGGGCCCCCUCAGGGGCAAACUCAGGAGCUUCCCUUCGAUUAUAACCCAGCCUUCCACUCCUCCCACCCCCAAAAUCCCGUCCUGACCCAGACACACGGUGCACCUGCGUCUGCUCUUCCUGAGGCAGCGGCCGGGCUGGGCCUGCCCUGACUCGGGAGCAGGAAGAGGUGUCCCUGUCCCCAGGUCCCGGGGCCAAGCUUCUGCGUGAACACUGGGAACUCCCAGGUUUCUGUUGUUUGUUCUGCGUGUUGUUUGUGAAGCUGCCAUC
Molecule: messenger RNA, 1196 nt
Organism: Eptesicus fuscus (big brown bat)
Lineage: Eukaryota; Metazoa; Chordata; Mammalia; Chiroptera; Vespertilionidae
Gene: MYOG
Product: myogenin
Exons: 3
Coding region: 16-687 (223 amino acids)
Biological process (GO): muscle organ development; positive regulation of transcription by RNA polymerase II; positive regulation of myoblast differentiation
Molecular function (GO): RNA polymerase II cis-regulatory region sequence-specific DNA binding; DNA-binding transcription factor activity, RNA polymerase II-specific; protein dimerization activity
Source: RefSeq, a predicted model, not a curated record